This is a messenger RNA of Tribolium castaneum (red flour beetle), 3225 nucleotides long. RefSeq names its product putative inorganic phosphate cotransporter. Gene Ontology annotation, molecular function: transmembrane transporter activity. NCBI's taxonomy places the organism in Eukaryota, Metazoa, Arthropoda, Insecta, Coleoptera, Tenebrionidae. The coding region runs from base 112 to 1506 and encodes 464 amino acids. Gene Ontology annotation, biological process: transmembrane transport; monoatomic anion transport. The record is from RefSeq and is a predicted model, not a curated record. Gene Ontology annotation, cellular component: plasma membrane. The transcript has 4 exons.
AAAAAGCUGAAAAUAAAAAUCUACUGAAAAUAAAAAUGUUAAUUGAAUGAAAAAAAAAAAUUGAUUUGUGCUUGGCCUUUUGGUGUCAAACAGUCAAAUUUUGACACUCCAAUGUCAGGUUUACAACAAAACAGUUCCGGCGCAACAUCUCGCAGUUCCGACCUCGAAGCAAAAUGCUGCGUCGCCCUGCAGCGCUGGGUGUUUUGCCUCCUCGCCUUUUUGGCCGUCUUCAUCUCCGCAACCAUGUACUCCCUCCCUUCUCUGGUCGAAGAGACGAAAACCAUACGAGUGAAGAACAUAAACAGUUCCGAUUAUUGUGCCUCAAAAAUCAACUACACUCGGACCGUUGUCGUAAUAAACGACACCACGCUCUAUGCCAUACACUGGGGCUAUUUGGUGUCAAGUCUGCCAGCAGCGGUCGUCUCUGACCAAUUCGGCGGCAAAUACGUGGUGACUUUAAGCCUGCUUUUUUCCUCGUUCUGGUGCUUGAUCAACCCGGCCAUGGCGGCUUUGAGCAAAAGAAGGCCGGGCUGGAUGGCCGGCACUAGGUUUUUCCGGGGGUUUUUCAAAGGGUUUGCUUUUCCGGCAAUUAUGUCCCUUCUGGCCCGAUGGGCGCCUGAUACGGAGAGAACAACCAUGACGGCCCUAGUUUACGGUAGUUAUCUGCUGGCCUAUCUCCUGACAAGAGAAAUCCGGAAAAUGAUAACAAAUGAAGGAUGCUACUUGGUGUUUGGUUCCUUAGGGGUUAUUUAUAGCCUACUUUGGCACUUGUUUUUGUACCCAAGUCCGGACGAACACCCUUCCAUUAUGGGCAGUGAGCUCAAAUAUCUGGACGAGAAUACCGAAGAUAAGCCCAUCGAAGGGCGUAAAAAAAUCCCAUGGCUACAAAUGUUGACAUCACGGCCUGUGUUAGCUCUUUGGUUCUUUGAAAUUGGACAGUCCUGGACUUGGGUCAGCUUCAUACACGCGUACGAUGUCUAUUUGCCGCAAGUUUUGAAACUCACAGACAGCGAUAAUAAUGUACUGAUGACUCCGUUGUAUUUAUCGUUUGGUUUAGCGGUCAUUUUCGGUUUUAUUUCCGACUGGUUUAUCAAAGGGAAGCAUCUCAGUGUGACCACGAUGCGGAAAAUCGCAGCUUCUCUUGGAAAUACCGGAGCUGCUUGCAGUUACAUGUUUGCGAUUUUCCGCCGCUGCAGCACAAAUGCUGUAAUGAUCCAUUUUGCACUCGGCAUGUGUUUUGAAGCAUUUAUCUCUUCGUCGAGUCGUGUCAAUCAUUUGGACUUGACGUCCAAUUUCGUGGGAACUUUGCUGGGAAUUUCGCAAACUCUUGCUCAGAUUUUGUUAUAUGUGGGACUUUCACAGCUUCCAGUUUUACUAAAACCUGAAAGCAGUUUGACACAAUGGGCGGCUCUGUUCUGGUUCACUCUGGGGCUCAAUGUUGUUUCAACGACGAUUUACCUGGUCUUUGGAAGCGGCGUCAGACAAGAAUGGAAUUUCGUUCAAUAAAUAAAAUAAAUUUUAUCUUUAUUUAAACCCACAUUUUUCAUUUAUUAAAAUAAAUGGUAAAUACAGAAAAAAACACGUUUUUUUGUGCUAAUAAUGAAAAUAAACCACUUGCGCCGCUUCGUAGAUGAAAGACUUUGGCAAACAACUUCAAAUCUUCAAUAAUAUAAGGGUUUAGAUUGUCAUUGUAGUCCAAGAUUUCGACAGUGGGUUCGUACUUAAGCUCAAAUCUUAAGUACGUGAGUUGAUUUCCGGUCAAAUUGAACGAAUGGAAAUUACGGCCCUGGAAAAUUUUAACCGGAAUGUUGUUUAUGGCAUUGUACCGCAAAUCAACGGUCAAGUUAUCGGCGGUCAUAUUUCCAAAAACGUUCGGAUUAAUUUCCGAAAUUUUGUUUAAACCCAAGUAUAAAGCAGAUCCGUCGACUUGCAGGAACUUGAAGCUGUGUUCGUUCAGAUGUUGGAUUCGGUUAUUUUCUAAACUCAAAGUGUCCAAAUUUGGAACGUUUACAAAAAAGUCACUAUUGUACAUUCGGAUUCUGUUCGACUGUAAACUAAUAGUCUUCACGUUGGUUAGAUUAAAAAAGGCCUCAGGAUCAAUCAUUUCGAUGAGAUUUCCGUCCAAAUAGAACCACUUUAUUUCAAGAUUCUUAAAAGUGUGUUUCCUUAAGGCCUGGAUAGGGUUCUGGCUUAUCUGCAAUGCACUAGGGUGGUACUUUGUGUUCAUCAAAAAUUCAGUCUCAAUUUCCUCCACAUUGCAGUCAUCAAUAGUCAGAUAGUCAACAGAAUGACUAAAAUUGAAAUGUUUUGUGCACAGCAUCGACAUAUCGCUGGUAAUGGCGGCACUAAACACUUCAAAAUCGGUAGUCAUGGUGAAAUCUUCAAAUUUGUGUGGAAUUCCCGGAGGGCUGAAACUUUCAGUUAAUACGUAUCUUAUUUUUUCGUUAAAGUCGCAAGGAGGGCGUGGGGUUUUGUCGCUUUUGCAGCAAUAAAUUCGGGGAAAAAUCAAGAGGGUGGAAAACCACAAUCGAAACAUUUUGUCAGUGAAGCAAAUCUUUUGAAAUCUCGCUUUUAAAAGCACGGUUGCGGCAAUCGGGAGAAAAUUACUUUGUUGUUCACGAGAUUUUGUAACCGAAUGCUUUCAACAAAAAUCAAUGUGCAGGGUUAAGAAACAAAUUCGGUCAUUGUUUCAUCGUUUUAUUAAAAAAAUAGUCAUUCAAAAUAAUUUCCCACAAGUUUUUUUAACGAAUAACUCAAAAAAUAACACAUUAUUUAGUAAACCGGAGAGCAAAUCGGUUAAAAAAUUGAGGAAUACAGAAGAAAUCCUGAGGAAGUCCAAAAAUAUCAGAAAAAAAAUUAAUAAAUAAUCAAAGGAAGUUUUGAGGAAUUCUUGAGAAAUCAUGUUAAAAAAUUAGAGGAAAUAUUGGAGAAAUCCUGGGCUAAUCAGAGGAAAUCAUGGGAAAUAAUUAUGAAAUCAGAAGAAAUUGUGAAGGAAAUCUUAAGGAAUCAUAAAAAAAUUUGGGGAAAUAUUGGGGAAAUCAGGGGAAACCACGUGAAAUAAUUAUUAAAUCAUGGGAAAUCUUGACGAAAUCAUUUGAAAUUAUUUUAAAUACUAGGUCAAAUACUGGGGAUUUUUUGAGAAAAUUAGGAGAAUUUAGGGGAAAUUAAAGGAAAUCAGGGAAAAUAGUAUAAGCAAAUCGGUUAAAAAAUUGAGGAAAUCACUUA